AUGAGCGAGCAGCUAGAGAGAGCCGCGUCGCGGCCGCGGAUAGAGGACCUGGAGCGACCAGAGCUCGAUAAUCGCCAAUACCGGAUCAUUACACUACCGAACAAGCUGGAGGCGCUCCUGAUACACGAUCCAGAUACCGAUAAAGCAAGUGCUGCACUGGAUGUCAAUGUGGGAAGCUUUAGCGACGCCGAGGAUAUGCCAGGAAUAGCUCACGCUGUCGAGCAUCUCUUGUUUAUGGGAACAGAGAAGUACCCCCAAGAGAACGCGUACAACCAGUAUCUGAACUCUCAUGGCGGUUAUUCCAACGCGUACACGGCCGCCACCUCGACAAACUACUUUUUCGAGCUCGCAUAUAGAGCAACGCCGAACAGCAAGGCGCCUUCGCCCAACGCUACGCAAGAGUCUUUGCGCAUAGAUAAAGAGGAUUCGCCGCUCUGGGGUGCGCUCGACAGGUUCGGCCAGUUCUUCAUCUGCCCGCUGUUCUUGGAGGAUACAGUGGACCGCGAAAUCAAGGCGGUGGAUUCGGAGAACAAGAAGAACCUGCAAAACGACACCUGGCGGCUGCAUCAGCUUAGCAAGGCGCUUUCGAAUCCCGACCAUCCGUACAACCAUUUCUCAACUGGCAGCUGGAAGACCCUCCACGAUGAUCCCAUUGCACGAGGCGUCAAGAUAAGAGACGAGUUCAUCAAGUUCCACUCAACCCACUACUCCGCGAAUCGCAUGAAAUUGGUCGUUCUCGGCCGCGAAGACUUGGAUACAUUGGAGCAGUGGGUGGACGAGAUCUUCUCUCAGGUCCCUAACAAGGAUCUGCCGAAGAGGAGAUGGGAUGUUCCUGUGUAUACGGAGAAGGAGCUGCUGACCGAGACGUUCGCCAAACCCGUGUUUGAAUCCCGCUCCUUGGAACUCUCCUUUCUAUAUCGCGACGAGGAGGAGAUGUACGAAUCGCAUCCAAGCCGAUAUCUCAGCCACCUGAUUGGUCACGAGGGACCGGGCAGCAUUCUGGCCUACAUCAAGGAGUUGGGAUGGGCGACCGGGCUUGGUGCGGGAGGAUCAACGCUCUGUCCUGGAUCUGGGCUCUUCAACAUCAGCAUCAAACUCACCGAAGAGGGACUGAAAAACUACAGAGAGGUUACCAAGAUCGUCUUCCAGUACAUCGCGAUGAUGCGUGAGCAGCCGCCGCAGCAAUGGGUGGUCGAUGAGCUGAUGCGCAUGUCUGAGGUGUCCUUCCGGUUUAAACAGAAGGCUCCGCCCAGCAGGACCACGAGUGCUGUCGCGAGUGUGAUGCAGAAACCCUUGGAUCGAAAGCACCUCUUGAGUGGCGUCAGCGUCAUCAAGAAGUUUGACCCAGAGGCGAUCAGCGAGGCUCUGUCUUAUCUUCGGCCGGAUAACUUUAGGCUCAAGGUGGUGAGUCAAGAAUUUCCUGGCGACUGGGACCAGAAGGAGAAAUGGUAUGGCACCGAGUACAGGACGGGAAAGCUGCCCGAGGAUUUCGUUGCCGAAAUACGAGCAGCAUUCGAGAGCCCUCAGAGGCCCAAGGAGCUGCACUUUCCCCAUAAGAACGAAUUCAUUCCCCAGCGGCUGGAGGUCGAGAGGAAGGAGGUGGAAGAGCCACUCAAGACUCCCAAGCUCAUUCGGAAUGACGAAGGCUUCAGGACAUGGUACAAGAAAGACGAUCAAUUCUGGGUGCCCAAAGCGAAUGUUCACAUCUACUUCCGUACGCCCUUGGUGCAUCUCACGACCCGCACAGCAGUGCUUUCCGCGCUUUAUAGGGAUCUCGUUCAGGAUGCACUGCAGGAGUACACGUACGAUGCGGACAUAUCUGGACUAGUGUACGAGUUCAGUAACCACACCACCGGAUUCAACAUAUCCGUGGAGGGAUACAAUGACAAGCUUCAUGUGCUGCUGGAAAAGGUCCUGGUGUCGAUACGAGAUCUGGAGGUACGGGAAGAUCGCUUCAAGAUCAUCAUGGACCGAACGUUGCGCGGCCUCAGGAACUGGGAGUUCACGCAGCCAUUCCAUCAGGUUGGAUCAUACUCGAGAUGGUUGAAGUAUGAGAAACGAUAUAUGACGGACGAACUUCUCAAGGAGCUGGAAGGUAUCACCGCUGAUGAGGUCCGGAAGUUCUAUCCGCUGGUGCUCUCGCAGUUCCAUGCCGAGAUUCUUGUGCACGGCAACAUGUACAAGGAGGAGGCGCUGCAGAUUACCGAUUUGGUGGAGAAGACGAUGAGGCCGAAGCGUCUCGCGCUUAGCCAAUGGCCCACUCGACGGAAUCUGAUCCUGCCGCCGGGAAGCAACUACAUCUACGAGAAACAAUUGAAGGACCCGGCCAACGUGAACCACUGCAUUGAGUACAGUCUAUAUCUUGGCAACGCUUCGGACCGCGACCUGCGAGCCAAGAUUCUGCUCAUUGCGCAGAUGACGGAUGAACCAGCGUUCAAUCAGCUCCGCACAAAGGAGCAGCUGGGCUAUGUCGUCUUCUCUGGCGCCGUCAUCUCCGACAACUGGGCAGGGUAUCGCAUCCUGAUUCAGAGUGAGAAGGAUUGCAGAUAUCUAGAGGGGCGUAUCGAGCACUUCCUUUCCAUGUUCGAGAAGACAUUGGCAGAAAUGAGCGAAGAGGAGUUGGAAUCGCAUAAACGUGCGGUCAUCAACAAGAGGUUGGAGAAGCUGAAGAAUCUCACGGAAGAGGGAAAUCGGUUCUGGCAUCAUAUCUUCAGUGAUCGAUAUGAUUUCUUGCUUGCCGAAGAAGAUGCCAAGCACAUCGAGCCCCUGACGAAGCAGUCUCUGAUCGACACCUUUGCACACCACAUUUCUCCCGACUCUCCGCACCGGGCCAAGCUGUCUGUGCAUCUAAUUGCCCAGGCCAAGCCAAAGGAGCCGUCCACGGAGGAGCAAAAGAAGCAGGCGAUUGAUUCCUUCUCGACUAUACUAUCCGCUGAGGGGGUUGAAGUUGAUGCAGCCAAACUCUCGGCAAGAGUCAAUGAGGCGACCGAGGCGGGCUCAGCAACUGAGGAGGCCGCCGUCCUCAUCUCUGCGCUGGAAACACACAUCGAGAAGGAUCUAACCGUUGAGCAGGAGAAGAAGGGCAAGAUUCUCGACGAGGCAAGGGCAGCGCUUGGCUUAGCCAAGGUGGAAAAGAAGCUGGAGCAUCCCGCCACUACCACCGAGGUGGCAACCGAAGCCGUCGGCGAGCCGCAGCUAUCUGAGGCAGACAAGAAGACGGAGGUGCCGAAGCCGGUGCUGAUUACGGAUGUGGAUGCGUGGAGGGCGGGCUUGCUUAUGAGCCAGGCUGUCAGGCCGGUGAGGGAUUUGAACGAGUUUGCGGAAGACGUGGCGAAGCUUUGA
Molecule: messenger RNA, 3342 nt
Organism: Westerdykella ornata
Lineage: Eukaryota; Fungi; Ascomycota; Dothideomycetes; Pleosporales; Sporormiaceae
Product: LuxS/MPP-like metallohydrolase
Exons: 3
Coding region: 1-3342 (1113 amino acids)
Biological process (GO): peptide catabolic process
Cellular component (GO): cytosol; mitochondrion
Molecular function (GO): metalloendopeptidase activity; metal ion binding
Source: RefSeq, a predicted model, not a curated record